Messenger RNA from Penicillium taxi, 2208 nucleotides. RefSeq names its product sorting nexin Mvp1 (gene mvp1). Gene Ontology annotation, cellular component: endosome. The coding region runs from base 1 to 2208 and encodes 735 amino acids. Gene Ontology annotation, molecular function: phosphatidylinositol-3-phosphate binding. The transcript has 5 exons. Gene Ontology annotation, biological process: retrograde transport, endosome to Golgi; protein targeting to vacuole. The record is from RefSeq and is a predicted model, not a curated record. Lineage: Eukaryota; Fungi; Ascomycota; Eurotiomycetes; Eurotiales; Aspergillaceae.
AUGUCCCUAUUUGGAACAUCGCCCGAUGAUACCUCUGCGGUGAAUUCCACCCAGAGGUCAAAGUCUUCCCUCUUCGCAGACGAUACAGCUGGUGGCUCGUCUCUUUUUGCCGAUGACGAUGGCGACGAUAGCUCCUCUUCACCCUGGAACCCUCAAAACAACACCGCGAAGAGGAACGCUCGCAAGAAUUUAGUCCGGACCCUACUCCCCGCCACCGAUGUCCCUGAUAGCUAUAUUGAUUCCUACGAUCUGAUACUGAACAGUGGGGAUACGGUCGGCUCUGGUGUCGGAUUGACCUCUGUGCGUGAAAUCCUGUCUAGCAGUGAAUUGAGCGCAUCGGAACAAGCCAAAAUUCUUAAUUUAGUUGUCUCCGCCGAUCAGGAGAGCUCUGGCGGUCUGGGUCGCGCUGAGUUCAAUGUGUUGCUGGCGCUAGUUGGUUUGGCGCAGGAAGGCGAGGACCUAUCGUUUGACGCAGUCGAUGAUCGCCGAAAGAAGCUUCCUUUUCCUAACAGUGGUUUUCUCGACAGACUACAAAGGAUCUCCCAGUCGUCAUCAACUCUUGAGUCAACUCUUGAGCAGCCUGAGGAGGAACGUCCGAGUACUCCCCCUACACAGCUACAACCAUUUCCUUUACAGGAGCCCAAUUCAGCCCGAUCCCGGCGCUCAAGACGGGAGUCGCUGAAUGGCUUGGAGUCGGAUCCAUGGGGAACCCCGGAAAUGCACCGGAACCAUAGCCACUUGGCCGCUCCCGCUGACCAGCGUGCGUUGAAUGGAUAUGGCAGCGUGCGUUCUACGAUAAAUGCAUGGUCAGACAAACCUGUUGAACCAAUUCCUACUAUAGUGGCUGCUCAGCCAGAGCGCGCGAAUGGCCGAAACGAGGCUGUGCUACCUAGUAGUGUUGGAUCCGGCUGGGGUGGGAACUUCGGCGGAGCAUCUGGGGAAGAGCCUGUGUAUACUGCUGCACCGCGGCCGACCCUAGAUUCGUUCGGUCCGCCUGUGGAAGAUCCUAGCGAACCGCGGCGGCGACCAGCCGGUAUUACUCGGGCUACAAAUCCGCAAGUGGAGGAGUCUGUCACGAUCAAUCUUCUUCCCGAGAAAGAGGGACUGUUCAUGUUCCAGCAUCGCAAUUAUGAAAUCAAGUCAGCCCGCCGGGGUAGCACUGUGGUUCGUCGGUACAGUGACUUUGUCUGGCUUUUGGACUGUCUUCACAAGCGGUUUCUUUUCAGGCAAUUGCCUCUUCUUCCGCCUAAGCGGGUUUCAGUGAAUGGUACUCACCUUACAGCGGAUUCCAAUUCUUUCCUCGAGAAGCGCCGUCGUGGACUGGUUAGAUUUACCAACUCCCUCGUUCGCCAUCCUAUUCUUGGCCAGGAGCAAUUGGUUGUUAUGUUUUUGACCGUCCCUACCGAACUAUCCGUUUGGCGUAAACAGGCCACCAUUUCCGUUCAAGACGAAUUCAUUGGUCGGGAACUACCACCUGAUCUUGAAGACUCCCUACCCCCAACCCUCAUUGAAACCUUUGACACCGUCCGUAGUGGUGUCAAGCGGUCUGCUGAGAUCUAUAUUAACCUUUGCACGCUGCUUGAGCGACUGGCCAAGCGCAAUGAUGGCCUGGCCGCCGACAACCUGCGAUUCUCAUUGGCUUUGCAGUCACUGACUGAAGUGACCAAGGACACCUACUUCGUUGAUUCCAAUGAUGUCCCCUCCUUGAAUGUGGGUAUCACAGCCACUGCUCGACAUCUUUCUGCCAGCCAGAGCCUGUUGGAGGAUGAAGCGCGGGCCUGGAGUGAAGGUGUCCUCGAGGAUCUUAAGCGUCAGCGUGACGGAUUGGUCAGUGUGCGCGAGAUGUUUGACAGACGAGACCGAUACGCCCGCAACAACAUUCCCCAGCUGGAGCGACGUAUUGAGACCAAUAAGAUCAAACUUCAGGAAUUGCGGGCGCGUCCGGCAGGGACAGCAAAACCCGGAGAGAUUGAGAAAGUGGAGGAUUCUAUUUUCAAAGACAAGGAAUCUAUUGUGGAACAGCAUGCGCGGGGGGUAUUCAUCAAGGAGUGUAUCCGAGAUGAACUCUUCCACUUCCAACAGAGUCAAUACCAUAUCAGUCGGCUGCAUCAGGAUUGGAGCCAGGAGCGAGUUAAGUAUUCCGAAUUGCAGGCUGAUAACUGGCGACAGUUGAGUGAUGAAGUGGAAAGUAUGCCGACAGGCGAGUAA